Molecule: messenger RNA, 1627 nt
Organism: Raphanus sativus (radish)
Lineage: Eukaryota; Viridiplantae; Streptophyta; Magnoliopsida; Brassicales; Brassicaceae
Product: probable protein phosphatase 2C 43
Exons: 2
Coding region: 33-1316 (427 amino acids)
Biological process (GO): protein dephosphorylation
Molecular function (GO): protein serine/threonine phosphatase activity; cation binding
Source: RefSeq, a predicted model, not a curated record
GUAUUUGGCUAAAAAAAGAAAACAAAUUAAAAAUGCGUACAAGCAGAGCAUCUUCUUCAGUGACCGAAAAAUGGCUGCUUUUCACACAGCUCUGUCUCUUGAAGGAUCUCGUAAUCAGAUGCGUACGUCAGUUCAUCAGAAGAGCUAAAUCGAUGCUCCUGAGUCAAAACGUCGUCGUUGAACCCACCGCUGAGAUCAACGUUAAGUCAUCAUCAUCAUCUCAGCAAGAUCUCAACAAUAGCUUUCAGAUUGCUCAAGUUCGAAUCAACGACUCUGUCUGUAUCGAGAUUCCUGUUCCUGAAGACACCCCUCUGUUGAGAUCGGUGAAGAAGACUUGUUCUGUAGCUGCUGCAACUACUGUUGAAGAGACUGUUACUACCGAGUUUGUCCCUAAAAUAAGUUCCGGGAGUUAUGCGGAUAAAGGUGAAUCCAGGGAGUACAUGGAGGAUGAACACAUAUGCAUAGACGACCUCUCAUCUCAUCUCGGCUCUUCUUUCUUCAGAUUCCCUGUUCCCGUUGCUUUCUACGGUGUCUUUGAUGGCCACGGUGGAUCUCAAGCUUCUCGCUAUAUCAAAGAGAACGCAACGAGAUUGUUCUUUGAAGAAGACGCUGUUUUCAGAGAGUCUCACUCCACUGUGAACGCGUUUCUCUUGCGAGAAGUGGAGAGAUCUCACCGGAGAGCUUAUAGGUUAGCUGAUCUCGCCAUGGAAGAUGAGAGCGUCGUUAGUGGUUCUUGCGGGACAACGGCAUUGACAGCUCUCGUGAUCGGACGGCACUUGAUGGUUGCUAACGCAGGUGAUUGUCGUGCGGUGCUGUGCAGGAGAGGGAGAGCUGUUGAUUUGUCGUUUGAUCACAAAUCCACGUUGGAUGCGGAGCGGAGACGGGUUGAGGAGUUGGGAGGGUACUUUGAAGGGGAGUAUAUAUACGGUGAGCUCGCCGUUACGAGAGCUCUUGGAGAUUGGUCAGUGAAGAGGCUUUCAUCUUCUUUGUCGCCUCUGAUCUCGGACCCGGAGAUUAAACAGAUGGUUCUGACGGAGGAAGAUGAGUUUUUGAUAAUGGGAUGCGACGGUGUUUGGGACGUGAUGACGAGCCAGUAUGCUGUUACGUUCGCCAGGCAAGGGCUGAGGAGACACGGUGACCCGAGGAGAUGUGCGAUGGAACUUGGAAGGGAAGCGUUCAGGCUUGACACGUCGGAUAACGUAACGGUUGUGGUCAUCUGCUUCACGUCGUCACCCCCAGCUUCUCAGAGGAGGAGAAUACAGUUUUGUGUUUCUGAUGAAGCCAGAGCCAAGUUGCAGACGAUGCUACAAGGCUAAAACUGAGACUUGAGGGGGACAAAUGUAUAUAAUCAUAGAAAGCAGAGAUAUUGGAUGAAUAAAACAAAAGAGAAGAUGAAGGGAAUUUACUUGUGUUUUGUUGUUUAAGAUGUGCAUCAAGUGUUGUAGCCAAUUUUUGAUGUGUUUGUUUGGCUAUUUUCUCCCGUAGAGGAUUAUUGAACACUUGUGUACAAAAACUGAUUCUAAGACUAGAGGCGAAUACAGGUUCUAUAAAAGUUUUCUCUCUCUUUUUUUUUUGUUUUAUUUUUACAGAUUUCGAAAAGAAUCUACUCCUAUCUUCCUUUCUCUAA